AUGGCCUCCGAAGGCUAUUGCAUCGAUCUCGACGACGAAGCACCUGUCAUGUACACGUACGAACAGCUGCCAAGUCAGGACUCCAUCCGACUUCUCCAUCUUACAGAUAUAACACUAAGAAUUGAAGCAUGUCCAAUCCAGAAACUUUGUGCCCUCGAAACGUUUACCAUCGACUCCCUGCCGCCAUAUCUAGCCUUAAGUUACACGUGGGGUGCACCUUUGCUAGAUGAGAAAAACCAAGAAGAAUAUGCCCAGAAGAAAGGAUGGGUUAUUGCCAGCUCUGCUCCUAGUAUAGAGGGGGACCGUUGUAUCCCUUUUCCAGACUUCGCCAUGUUACUGAUCGGGAAAAAUCUUUGGUUCCAACUUCGCCGUCUCUGUCAGAAUCCAUCAGAUAUUUCUUACAUCUGGAUCGAUGCCAUAAGUAUAAAUCAAGGCGACCUCGACGAGCGCGCCUCUCAGGUAUCCAUGAUGACGGAAAUAUACGCACGCUGCACUCGUACAAUUGUCUGGCUAGGCGACUGCGCUGAAUUAGGUGUCGACUUGGGUAAAUUCUACGAGCUACAUGUGGAAGUCUAUGACGCCAUAAAUGAAUAUUUGGAAGAGCGCGGAUCGGGAAUUGUUGAAGACGGCUGGAAUGAGGUUAACUUCUACGGUCGGCUGAAGCUGGAGCAUGUCAGAGGUCAGCUUGACUGGAAAGGCUAUGCUAGGUUCUUUAACGAGCGUGCAUGGUUCACUCGCGCCUGGGUUCUGCAAGAGAUAUGUUUCGCGCCUGAUGCGGUAGUCAUGUUCGCCAAUCUUGUUCCCAACCUGGAGCUUCUAACUCGCGUAGCUUUAUUUCUGAGGUUGGCAGGGCUGACGCAUCAACUUACGGAGAAUAACAGAUGGGAAGAGAUCGAAUCAAGAACUGAAGAAGCUCAUGAAAGCUCAGGUUUUGAGUCCACACCAGGAACAUGGCUCGAGAAUGUACACAAUAUUCGCCAAAAGAUGAAGGGUAUUGGCACUUUACCUUGGUUGGAAAAAACCGCUGAAAUGUUGAAGAGUACAGACCUCAAGUUUGCCGCAUAUUCAUUCUGGGCCUACACCCUUGUGGGGCUGCGUCACCUGGAAGCAACAGACAAGCGCGACAAGAUUUUCGCCACACACGGGUUCCUUCGAACAGCGCUCAAGCCACUCAAUAUGGCACCUGAUCCUAGAGUUAUACCUAAUUACACCAAGUCACUUGCAGAGGUGUACGAAGACACGAUGCGUGUCCUCCUAAUCGAGACCGCUGACCUUUCGAUGCUUUCUGAGGUCCAAGAUCGUUCGAUGACGAGCAUAGAUGGUCUUCCUUCCUGGGUCCCGGACUUCAGUGCUACUGUACAUCAGUCCCUGUACCACAGUGACUUGUACGACCGAUACAACGCAUCAAAUUGUGCGGUCCCUCGAGGACAAUCUAAAUUGAUGCGGCUUACUCCGUCUCCAGGGUCUCGUUUGAUCCUACAGGGACACCUCGUUGGCAUCAUCAAAACUGUUCAAGAAGCUAAUGUUCGUAUCACAAACACUUCCGUCAUCCUAUACCGCAAGAAGGAGAUUCAGGGCUGGCAAUCGCUCCUUGGCCAUGUCACAGCAUUCGAUACGCAACCUAAAUGGAGAGCUCUGUUUCACACGCUCCUAGCCGGUCGACCGGAGAACAUGUGGACAUUGCCUGUAGCGCCGAAACAUUUCAAAGCUUACAUUACCGAGUGCAUGUACGCCUUACAUAAAACAUGGGCUCAGAACGAAGGAACACAAGUAGACGAAGAGAGACUUGUAAUACUCCCGGAACCCGAUGACGCUGACCACGAAUUUCUACCCACGAAACAGGAAAUGCAAACCUUCAUCAGUCGCUAUGAACACUGUAUCGAGCACCGACAGGACAUGACAGAAGCCGAUAUUGCCCCACUGAACAGUACAAUCUCGGAUGCUCGACGAUUCGAAAGCUCUAUGUGUAAACAUGGGUUUAAUAGGCUUAUCUUCGCUACUGAUGGAUGCCGCCUAGGGCUGGGGCCUCAGUCGAUACAAGAAAACGAUGAGGUUUGGCUCGUUAAGGAGGCAAGGGUGCUGUUUACGGUGAGGCCGAUGGGCUCUGGAGAGUAUAGGCUCAUAGGUGAGACAUAUGUGUAUGGAUGCAUGGAUGGUGAGCUUGUGGAGCAGGCAGAGGAGAGGGGAUGGGCGGAUCUGAGACUGCGAUGA
Messenger RNA from Cucurbitaria berberidis CBS 394.84, 2211 nucleotides. RefSeq lists its product as uncharacterized. The record is from RefSeq and is a predicted model, not a curated record. Bases 1 to 2211 code for a protein of 736 amino acids. The transcript has a single exon. NCBI's taxonomy places the organism in Eukaryota, Fungi, Ascomycota, Dothideomycetes, Pleosporales, Cucurbitariaceae.